AGGCUCGCGGAGGCGGAAGCGCCGUGAAAGAAAUCCUGGGGACACCGGGUGCUGGCCCAGGACACCGGGUUCCCUAGGAGCCGCCCCAGGCUUAAUGAUUGUCCAGAAGGAGGCUAUAAAGGGAGCCGGGGAGGCUGGGUGGAGGAGGGAACAGAAAAAGCCUAACUCAGCAGACUUGGCACUGAGAGCCCGCCAGCCCCAGCCGUGGUCAGAGACUCUGUGUCCCAGCCAGUAGGGCCUGCUCCUUGCCACCAUGGCAGCCCGAGGCUACGGCUAUUACCGAACCGUGAUCUUCUCGGCCAUGUUUGGAGGCUACAGCCUGUACUACUUCAACCGCAAGACCUUCUCCUUUGUCAUGCCAUCGUUGGUGGAGGAGAUCCCUCUGGACAAAGAUGACUUGGGGCUCAUCACGAGCAGCCAGUCCGCUGCCUACGCCAUCAGCAAGUUUGUGAGCGGGGUGCUUUCUGACCAGAUGAGUGCUCGCUGGCUCUUCUCUUCUGGGCUCCUCCUGGUCGGCCUGGUCAACGUAGUCUUUUCCUGGAGCUCCACAGUGCCUGUCUUCGCUGCUCUCUGGUUCCUCAAUGGCCUGGCACAGGGGCUGGGCUGGCCCCCAUGUGGCAAGGUUCUGCGGAAGUGGUUUGAGCCAUCUCAGUUCGGCACUUGGUGGGCCAUCCUAUCAACCAGCAUGAACCUCGCUGGAGGGCUGGGCCCCAUCCUGGCAACCAUCCUUGCCCGGAGUUACAGCUGGCGCACCGCGCUGGCCCUGUCUGGGGCACUGUGUGUAGCCGUCUCUUUCCUCUGUCUCCUGCUCAUCCGCAAUGAACCUGCUGAUGUUGGCCUCCAAAACCUGGACCCCACCCCCUCCAAGGGCAAGAAGGGCUCCUCGAAGGAGGAGAGUACCUUACAGGAGCUGCUGCUGACCCCUUACCUGUGGGUGCUCUCCACCGGCUACCUUGUGGUGUUUGGAGUAAAGACGUGCUGUACUGACUGGGGCCAGUUCUUCCUCAUCCAGGAGAGAGGACAGUCUGCCCUCGUGGGUAGCUCCUACAUGAGUGCCCUGGAGGUUGGGGGCCUUGUAGGCAGCAUCGCAGCUGGCUACCUGUCAGACCGGGCCAUGGCCAAGGCAGGGCUGUCCAUCUACGGGAAUCCCCGCCAUGGCCUGCUGCUGUUCAUGAUGGCUGGCAUGACGGCGUCCAUGUACCUCUUCCGGGCCACUGUGACCAGUGACUCCCCCAAGGAUAUUGCUUUCUGGACUCCGGCUCUUCACCCUCUUGCUGAGCUCACAGGCUUUACAGAGAACGAGCUCUGGAUCCUGGUGUUGGGAGCUGUGUUUGGUUUCUCCUCUUAUGGUCCCAUUGCCUUGUUUGGAGUUAUAGCCAAUGAGUGCGCCCCUCCCAACUUGUGUGGCACCUCCCAUGCCAUUGUGGGACUCAUGGCCAACGUGGGCGGCUUUCUGGCUGGGUUGCCCUUCAGCACCAUUGCCAAACAUUACAGUUGGAGCACAGCCUUCUGGGUGGCUGAGGUGAUCUGUGCAGCCAGCACAGGUGCCUUCUUCCUUCUACGAAACAUCCGCACCAAGAUGGGCCGAGUGCCCAAGAAGGCUGAGUGAAGACAGCACAGGCUCGGAGCAUCCUGUCGUACUUGGGGCCUUUCCCCUCCAUGGGGGUAGGGAGGAAAAGGAGGGAGGGGGCCGUCUUGACUAACACCUUUGACUUUCCCUUUCUGCUCCUUUUUCCUUAUCUACGUGGCACUAGAAGUUAUCAGUAGUUAAUGAGGUCCCAGCUCAUCUCAUCUCUAUUUAAAGGACCACCUUUGUUCUUGGACUCCAUUAGCUCCUAUUUCCUGCCUUCAAAUAGGAAGCCCCUGCACUUAGGGUGUCUCCUAUACUCUUCUCCCUCUCCUGAACCCCAUCCUGUCUCCAUCUCACCCUCCUCACCUGAGGUGAGGCAUCUCCUGCCUGCAGCGGCUGGGCAGCCAUGGCCCAAGACUUCUGCCAGAAGGCCUCAGCAGGGGGGCAACUGGUCCUGCCAAUACCUUGGACUCCAGGGCCAAAGGGUCACUCUCACCAAUACAAAGGGUACAAUAGGUGGGAGGGUAGAAAGAUUUGUUAUAGAGAAUUAAAACUACAUUUGAUACUAACCUUGUCAGUGAAUCAUUUUUUCAAAAGGCGUAAUACAAGCCAGAGAUAGCUUUCCUUUGGGAAAUAACCUGCAUUCUCUACCCCACGAGAGACUUCACUCCCCUGGAAUGGGAAAGCUGAAGGGUAAAUGGACUCCUUUAAGCUCCUGCCUCUUCUGCCUUCAACUUCAUACUGCAGAAUUCAAUAAACAUUUUAGA
Messenger RNA from Budorcas taxicolor (takin), 2337 nucleotides. It is a transcript of the gene SLC37A4, whose product is annotated as solute carrier family 37 member 4. Gene Ontology annotation, cellular component: endoplasmic reticulum membrane. The record is from RefSeq and is a predicted model, not a curated record. Gene Ontology annotation, molecular function: glucose 6-phosphate:phosphate antiporter activity. NCBI's taxonomy places the organism in Eukaryota, Metazoa, Chordata, Mammalia, Artiodactyla, Bovidae. The coding region runs from base 254 to 1609 and encodes 451 amino acids. Gene Ontology annotation, biological process: phosphate ion transmembrane transport; glucose-6-phosphate transport. The transcript has 10 exons.